AUGACAAGACGACUGAUCCCUGACGAUCUAACCGGAUCUCAACAACAGAACCUAUUAGCUCAUAUCCAGGCUGACCGAGAGAAGAUAGCCAUGACGAUAUAUCGGAGAAGGGAUCAAUGUGCGAACAUUGUUGGGUUCUUACACCUGAAACUUGAAGGGGAAGAAAAAGAAAUACGGAUUGAGCUGGGGAAGGUGUUCACGAUAGGAAGAGAUCCAGAAUGCGAUUUGGUAGUCAACAAUCGGAUGAUAUCGAAUUUACAUAUCAGACUAUACGCCGUCAAAACCACUACGGACCUCUCAUUAGCGAUCCUUCAUGAUACUUCUUCAAAUGGCUAUAUCAUCAAUGGCGAACAUGCCGGUCCGGGUACCAUUACCAAGAAAGUAGGAGAUAAGGAGAUUAACUCUAGGCUGAGGGUCUUGAGGGAAGGCGAUGUACUGCAGAUACCUGGAUAUAAUGGCGUAUUCACCUACUCCCACCAUCCUCAAGCGCAAUACACCACUCCUUCUUCUCAAGUCAUGAGCCGCCAUCUACAAUUAUUUCCCUCUUCCGAUCCCUCCCUGACAUUACCAAUAGACCCAUGGAUCAUCCACAAUUAUCCAUUGGGUAAUGGUACAUGGGGUAUAGUCAAUAUUGGAACUCAUCGGAAAUCUCAGAACCUCGUACAGGUAGCUAUCAAAACCAUUCGACCCCAUCAUCCCCAGAGGGAGUAUGCAAGACUGGUAAAAUUCGAGAUCAAAGUGCAGAGAUCAUGCGAUCAUCCGAAUAUAUUGAAAUUGCUGGAUUAUAUCGUCGAACCAAGUCUAGAAGAUGACUACGAAGAUGAUGGCGGCGAAGAAGAGUACAAAGAAGGGAAGAUACAUGUCGUGUUGGAAUUAGUAGCUGGGGGAGAUCUGUGGUACUACAUUGAUAAACAUCGUCAACUCCAGGAAGACGAGGUGAGGUGGAUUGGAUGGCAGCUUAUAAGUGCUUUAAAGUACUUGCAUGAGAUGGGGAUAGUACAUCGAGAUGUCAAACCGGAGAACAUCCUCUUACACACCUCCUGUGCCUAUCCCCGUAUCCUCCUGGCGGAUUUCGGCACCGCGACCAGUCAAACGAGACUCCUCUCCACUCUCGGUCGUCAUACUGGAAGCCAUCUAAGAAAGGUCAAUGAACAAGGCACAAUUGAUUACUUUCCUUACGAUCGUCUAGUAGCUUUGAGAGAAGAAUACCAUGCAGGAGUUACGAUGGAUUGCGGGAGUAGGAAGGAGGUUGGAACAAAGUGGUGGAGGGAAGAAAGAGGAUUGGAUAUUUGGGCUACAGGAGUCACAUUGUACCUCUGCGCAGCGUAUUCACCACCAUAUUCAUGCAUCCCCCUUCCUCAGGAAUCAUCGGUUGAACACAGUCAAUACGACAUUCGCGAUACACAUGUUCGUAAGGACAAGGCGGGCGAUCUGUCUGAAUUGGAAGAGGAUAUCGAAAUGGACCAUUCUCCGGAGUCUGAUUCAGACCCAUUUCAAGGGAAUCGGACUCAAGAUCUACUAGAUGAUGAUCCCAUCGAUGACUUUCCUUCACCGCCAUCAUCAAUAGGUAUGAGAAUGCUUCUGGGCGACAAUCUGGAGAAACGUCUAGACGAGACGAAGGUAGAUGAAGCAUCGCCAUCGGCUAAAAACCGACAGAAGAGGACAACGACAAGAAAGAGGUACGAUACUCCUUUAUCCAGAAUGGAUACAGCUAUACCUCUUACGCCAUAUGUCGGAAGAGAGGAUACUAUCACGCCUCACGAUCAAGCAAGAGAAGAAACGGCUGUUACUAAGGUGAAAGAGGAGGAAAUACAUCAAUACGACAUGUUGAUCAGACAGAUUGAGAUUUUCAAGGCUAUGCAAUACGAUGAAUGGCCUUGCGAUAAGCCUCUCUGGUCGGAAUGGUCUCAAGAAGGUCUCGAUUUCAUUGAUAAUUCACUUCAUCCGAAUCCCAUCCAUCGCAUUCAAUCACUUACAGCUCAUGAUCAUCCCUGGUUCACCAACAACAGGGACGAGCUGGAAGAGAUCUACCAGAAAGUAUUGGUGAAAGGGGAAGUGAUCAGAUGGCUAUUAUGA
Kwoniella mangroviensis CBS 8507 is the source of this 2076-nucleotide messenger RNA. RefSeq lists its product as uncharacterized. Gene Ontology annotation, molecular function: protein serine/threonine kinase activity; ATP binding; protein binding. Gene Ontology annotation, biological process: protein phosphorylation; meiotic recombination checkpoint signaling. NCBI's taxonomy places the organism in Eukaryota, Fungi, Basidiomycota, Tremellomycetes, Tremellales, Cryptococcaceae. The transcript is spliced from 9 exons. Gene Ontology annotation, cellular component: nucleus; cytoplasm. The record is from RefSeq and is a predicted model, not a curated record. Bases 1 to 2076 code for a protein of 691 amino acids.